Messenger RNA from Wyeomyia smithii (pitcher-plant mosquito), 926 nucleotides. RefSeq names its product cuticle protein 8-like. The record is from RefSeq and is a predicted model, not a curated record. Lineage: Eukaryota; Metazoa; Arthropoda; Insecta; Diptera; Culicidae. Gene Ontology annotation, cellular component: extracellular matrix. Bases 118 to 816 code for a protein of 232 amino acids. The transcript has 2 exons.
UUUUAUUUGUGAUCGGUUCUGGAUCAGUAUAAAUACUGAUGUGCGGAAGUUCUGGAAAUCAUUCUCAGCUCAGAAGAGCCAUUCAAAACACAAGAAUCAACAACCCCGACGAAAGUCAUGGCUUUCAAAAUUGUUCUUCUUGCUACCGUUUUGGCUACUGUCAGCGCAGGACUGAUCCCAGAACACGGAUAUGCUUCAUCCCACCAAAGCAUCCAGCAUCAUGCUCCAAUCUAUCAACAUGCUGCCCCGAUCCAUGCAGUUCAUGCCGCACCAGUGCACCACGUGGCUGCCAUCCACGCCGCUCCAGUGCACCACGUGGCUGCCCUCCACGCUGCUCCAGUCCAUCAUGCCAUUGUGAAGGAAGUUGAGCAUCAUGCUCCAGCCAAUUACGAAUUCUCCUACUCUGUUCAUGAUGGACAUACCGGAGACAUCAAGGGCCAACAUGAAACCCGCCACGGAGAUGAAGUGCACGGACAAUACAGUUUGUUGGAUUCCGAUGGCCAUCACCGUGUUGUUGACUACCAUGCCGAUGCUCAUUCCGGAUUCAACGCCGUAGUCCGACGGGAACCAGCUAACGUUAAAAUUGCCCAGCCAGUGCACAAAGUUAUCGCCCAGCCAGUUCAUGCUAUCCAUGCUCCAUUGGCCCACGCAACAUACUCCCAUCAUGCUGCUCCAAUCGCACAUGUUGCACACCAUGCUGCUCCAAUCGUCCACAGUACCCACCAUGUUGCCCCAGUGUCGCAUGCCACAAUCUCGCAUGUUACUCCAAUCGCCUACCAUAGCGCAGCUCCCAGCCAUUACAGCCAUCAUUACUAAACAGUAAACGGUAGCACAAAUGUCAUGGACUUGUUUAUGUAAAAUAGUUGAUGCUAGAAUAACCAUUGUUGCAAAGUACAAACAAUAAAGCAAACGUUAAACUGAUGAAA